Molecule: messenger RNA, 2901 nt
Organism: Athene cunicularia (burrowing owl)
Lineage: Eukaryota; Metazoa; Chordata; Aves; Strigiformes; Strigidae
Gene: VGLL1
Product: vestigial like family member 1
Exons: 7
Coding region: 369-1100 (243 amino acids)
Biological process (GO): regulation of transcription by RNA polymerase II
Cellular component (GO): nucleus
Source: RefSeq, a predicted model, not a curated record
CCUGGUUGACUUGUUGGAGUGCAUUUCAUACAUUCUUAGCAGAUAGGCUGAAGGAAACGCCUAGUUCACGCGCAGCUAGAGGCUAGAAAGCAUGUAGGGAGUUCAUGAACGUUGCUUGUCUCCUCCCGCAGUCUCUGCAGAGGGCACAUAGUGUGCUGGGGCACAGAUCCCAAACUGCUGGACACAGCAUGACCAUCCCACAGCUGGAAGAUCUUACUGGUGUGACACCGCUUGUGGCAGGGAGUUAAGACUUUCUGCUGGAAGAUGGAAGGAUGGGAAGUUCAGGUCAAGUGACUGACUACUCCCAGAAGUCUUUUCCUUGUGGAGGUCUGUGCUGACAGUGAUCAAGGGGCUGUUGGUUAUUGAAAAUGGAAGAAACAAGGAAGCUCUCUCCAAAGCCGUGUAAAACCAAAGAACCUGUGAAAACAGAAUGGGGGUCUCAGAGUGUUGUAUUUACAUAUUUCCAAGGGGAUAUUAACAGCGUGGUAGAUGAACAUUUUUCUAGAGCUCUAAGCAAUGCCAAAAACCCACAAGACCUGAGCACAAAGCACAAGGGUGAGACUGUCGUCCUGAAAAAUGUAGAUAGCAUGUCUCCCCAUCAGUGGAAUUUUUCUUCACAUUGCUCCAAACCAUACCCGUCAUCUUCUGCUACAAGCAUGUCAAAUUCUGGUCUGAAUUUUUCUGCUGUUGGUACGGCAGGCCAAUACCAGCCGUCAGCUCUGAGGAGUCAUCCAACUCAACCUGCAGAUUUAUGGCCUUUCCCUUCGAUUGGGACUCCCAGUCUUACCAGUUCGGUGUAUCAUCAUGCCUUGCCUGACCUGCACACGGUAGAUGAACCGAUCUCUGACAGGAAAUACGGUUCUCUUCUUGGUCUCCUGCAGCAGGAAAGGUGCCUAACAUCCAUGCAAGAAUGUACCAUGAAGCAACACUCAAGUUCUGCUUGUAUGACUGGACCUGCUAGGUUACAAAAUAUAAGUCAAAGUUCAGCUCCUGGGGGAGAGAGGAAAGCAAGCUCUUACCAAGGCUCAGAAAAUCCCAGUGUGAGCCAUGCCACUGCAGGUAUUCAGAUUCAUGACAGAAGACGAGAUUUGUAUUUUUAGCAACUGGAUGUUUCUACUUUAUUCUGAAAGAGAAAGUUCUUGUGGUGAACUUUUAUUGUUUGCAACUGUGAAUCAAGAAGAAACGAACUGCAACUGUUCUGUGCUUUUUCUCUCAGUUGGAAGAAUACAUGUACUAUUUACUAUUCGGGGAAUGAAAAAUCAUCUUUUCCUAUUCAGUAAAUAAUUUCUAAUAGCUGUGGUAUUAAACCUGGCAGUAUGUUUGUUGUGAAGAAAUAUUGUCUACUUAAGGCUUUUCAUGUAGCCCUCUUGAAAGGAUUCAGCACUUUUUAAUCUUUCCGUGUUUAUUCAUUUACCAUCUCUUGAUAAGAAGCACAAUUCUUAUUGAUGCAGUUGAUAACUGAUAAAUGCAGGGAUGCAGUUAGCAUAAAUUCAGUGCUGCAGCUUCUCAGCUUGAUUUGGUAUCUCCAUACUGUUCAAAAUAGUCUUAGCCCGUGGGGAAGAGACUUCAAGACAACCACAGGUCAGCAAAGCAUGUUAUCAUGUUUGUGUUUUGGAAUUACUGUAAUUUGUAACCAUACUUGCAAUUCACUGGGACGUUCUUCAGAAAUUAUAUAAUAUGCAUAUGUCUGAAGGCUCUGUUUUGCCCUUGUAAUGUAUAAUUAUCCUCUAAAGCCCAGUGAAUUAACACUAGAUCUGGGAGGAAAUCUGGAUCCUCAUUGGAUGUAAUUAAAAUACCAUUGAGCAAAAAGCUGGAGGUGCGAAUGGGCUAUUUUCCCAGCCUCUCUGUGGGUGUCAAAGGUUCUUUUUCUAAAUAAACCCUGUGGGGUUGAAUUUUAAAUUAUUGAGCUUGAAGGGCUUGGCCACCUGACCAAGCAAAAAUCAAUCCCUUCAUAGUAUCAGCAUCCCACAGACCUCGGAGUGGCUGAACAGGGGGUGGUCUCGAUGCUCCUCUGGGCAGCAGAAGUGGCAGCUCUGAACUGUGCGUUGCUACUGCAGGUCCAGAUUCCCCCUUGCUUCACCACUCGCCCUUGGCAAAUAUGUUUGCUGAAGCUACUGUGAGUAAAGCCUCAUGUGACUGGUCUUUACAUUUGUGUAUGUAAUCCCUGCAGGAAGAGAAACUGCUUAGUCUUUAUUGUAAAUCCUAAAGAUAAAAAAGAUUUGGGUUUCUUUUUUCUUCCUUCAUUAGCUGUAUGUUAAUUUAAUAUAAAGGAGCACAAUUAAAUUUUUCUGACCACUCUACACAGUUGCUUAAGGAAAUCUGACCUUUGAGAUCUUAGGGCUGUGAUUUAUAGGAGAAAUUCUUAGCUACUAUAAGUGUUUGUGGCUCUGUUUACACCAGAUAUCUCUGCUGCCACUGGUCUACUUCAGUUAUAGCACCUUGUAUAAUUCUAUAAAUAACUUGAGUUCAGCAACUUUUAGCUGUUUAUGGUACUGAUUUAAAAAGAAAUUUUUAAAAUCCCAGUUUGUAUCAUACAAGUUUGCUCUAGCAUAUACAUGAGCUAGACCAACCUGAGAUCACAUGCAAAUGGAACUAUUUUAACCAAAUUAAUAAAAGGCAGACCAACAUCCUGUCUCCCUAUAGAUAAGCACUGAAAAAUCAUUAAUUUUUAAUAUUUCUACAAAAUUGCCUUUCUUCUCUUUUAAGUUUAGGAAUGCAUCUCCAGGUAGGUUUCUUUUGUCAUCCCAAAUCUCUUAAUUCCCUGAGUUUUAAGGCUGCAUGGUAAUAUCUGACUUCCCCUAUGGGCCAAAGCAAAUAUUUCCAAGCUGUACUCCAUACACCUGUCUUACGUGUGUUUUAAUUCCAGUGAAGUUACUGCUUCAAAAUAGUGAAAUAUUUUUG